AAACUUACCAGCCUUUUCCCAACAGCACAAACAACAUGAAAUCUACAACAAUAAGCAGAACAUGGAAGAUGCUUUUUUUGCUCUUUGUGUUUCUCUUGACUAGAGCUCAUGGACAGAAUACUUCCUGCUCUUCCUCUGAAUUCUCUUUUAAGAUGUUCAACAAAAAACUUCAGGAUAUGAAAAAUUGUUUGGAAACUGUAUCUGAUAAAUGGGAAACAAAUCAAACCGCAAACAUUUUUAAUCAACUACAAAUGCUGACUGAUAUCAUCCAGAAGCAACAAAACAAAGAGUUAUGGAGCUUACUGCCAGCAAACUGCACAGCUCCAACAGUGCCCAAGGAUGGAGGACUGCUGUGUGUAUCUGUGAUGGAUAAUACUAAGAUCUACUGUAAACCUAUGUGCAAUGCAGGUUAUGAUUUCAGCUUUUUAAGAAGAUCACGGCUGUUCGAGGAAUGCAGUGCUACCACACAACACAAAUGGACAACACAGUAUAUUGGUGGCAACAGGCUGGCUAUAUGCAACAAGUCCAACGUUGAGGUAUCAGGAGCCCCCUCUGCCUACUUCCCUGAGAACCAUGACUGUCACAAAAUAAAGAGCCAUGAACUACUGGGGAAUAUAACAAACAUCUUCCAAUCAGAGCUGAAAAUGGCAGGGAUCUCCAAAGGCAUUCUGAAGGCAUUCGGCCUUCUCUGCGGCUAGAACAAAAAGAUUCAAGGAGCUCUAAGAAGUGUUCAGGACUGGCUUUGUGCUGGGUAUAAAAUUAGAAAGUUUUUUUGGGGGCAUUGAAUGUAAAGCAUGAUUCAUGGAAGUGCAAAAACUUAAGUAAAAAAUGUAAACUGUAGAAAUAACACUUAAGGAAAUUAGAACAUAGUGGUGUGAUGAAGAAACAUUAAUAAACAUGUUGUGAAUAAUGUG
This is a messenger RNA of Rhinichthys klamathensis goyatoka, 914 nucleotides long. RefSeq lists its product as uncharacterized. The transcript has 6 exons. NCBI's taxonomy places the organism in Eukaryota, Metazoa, Chordata, Actinopteri, Cypriniformes, Leuciscidae. The coding region runs from base 36 to 698 and encodes 220 amino acids. The record is from RefSeq and is a predicted model, not a curated record.